Messenger RNA from Megachile rotundata (alfalfa leafcutting bee), 617 nucleotides. RefSeq names its product Transcription elongation factor subunit spt4 (gene spt4). Gene Ontology annotation, cellular component: DSIF complex; nucleus. Lineage: Eukaryota; Metazoa; Arthropoda; Insecta; Hymenoptera; Megachilidae. Gene Ontology annotation, biological process: transcription elongation-coupled chromatin remodeling; regulation of DNA-templated transcription; transcription elongation by RNA polymerase II. The record is from RefSeq and is a predicted model, not a curated record. Gene Ontology annotation, molecular function: zinc ion binding; RNA polymerase II complex binding.
UGUAAUUCUUCAUGGAAAUAGUACCUUAACGUACAGCUGUCAUACAUUGUAUUUAUUGGUUGUAUAGCAAUUUAUAUUUACAUUCAAAACAAAGUUAAAUAGUGUACAUUUUUUAACAAGUUAAAAUUCAAUUAUAAUAGAUACUAUAAAUUAUAUCAAUGGAGACAGUUCCUAAAGAUUUACGUGGAUUAAGAGCUUGUUUAGUAUGCUCUUUGGUUAAGACAUUUGAUCAAUUUGAAUUUGAUGGUUGCGACAAUUGUGAUGAAUUUUUACGCAUGAAGAAUAAUAAAGACAAUGUUUUUGAUUGUACAAGUUCUAACUUUGAUGGUAUGAUUGCUGCAAUGAGUCCUGAAGAUAGUUGGGUUUGCAAGUGGCAAAGAAUAAAUCGAUUCUGUAAAGGCGUAUACGCAAUAUCGGUGUCAGGUCGAUUACCAGCGGGUGUUAUAAGAGAGAUGAAAAGCAGAGGGAUAGCGUAUAGACCACGCGAUACAAGUCAACGAUAAUUUUGAACUUAUUAGUAUCAAAUGUGAUUGUUACCUGGACAUACGUUUGAAUGAGAAUAAAAAGACGGAUGCCGCAUCACCGGCAACUGACUGUUAACACAAUUAAGCCAUAGA